Molecule: messenger RNA, 1063 nt
Organism: Thamnophis sirtalis
Lineage: Eukaryota; Metazoa; Chordata; Lepidosauria; Squamata; Natricidae
Source: RefSeq, a predicted model, not a curated record
GUACGGACACUCUUUGUCAGUGGUCUGCCCCUGGAUAUCAAACCCCGAGAGCUGUAUCUCUUGUUCAGACCAUUCAAGGGGUAUGAAGGUUCUCUUAUUAAACUCACUUCAAAGCAGCCUGUGGGUUUCGUUAGCUUUGAUAGUCGCUCAGAAGCAGAAGCUGCUAAGAAUGCCUUGAAUGGAAUUCGUUUUGACCCAGAAAUCCCUCAGACGCUCCGACUAGAGUUUGCAAAGGCCAACACGAAGAUGGCUAAGAGCAAAUUAGUGGGAACUCCUAAUCCCAGCACUCCUGCCACCCCCAAUGCAGUACCUCAGUUCAUUACCAGAGAGCCAUAUGAACUCACAGUGCCUGCACUUUACCCCAGUAGCCCUGAAGUGUGGGCACCGUACCCUCUCUACCCAGCGGAGUUAGCACCUGCUCUACCUCCGCCUGCUUUCACCUACCCUGCUUCACUGCAUGCCCAGAUCCGCUGGCUCCCUCCCUCAGAGGCUACUUCUCAGGGCUGGAAGUCCCGUCAGUUCUGCUGAAUCCUGUAUAUCAGGUGUGUGAUGGCGGCUACACUCUGUCUUGUGGGUAUUGAUGCAUUCUUCCAAAGUCGCUACUGAUGUCUUACCUUCAUCUUCCAAAUUGCAGUGUGGUCGGUAAGUCACCAUCUACUGCAAUCAUAAAAGUACACAUUAUUUUGAAUGAAACAAUCUUUUAAUACUUUUUCAACGUUGGAAACGUUCUACACUAAUACAGUAUGUAGCUUUAGAUCACUUUUUCAUAAAUAAGUGGACAGGUAUUUUUUACUUAAUUGUUUAAUUAGGUUCGCUUUAUCUAGUUUUAGACCUUGAAUGAAGAACAGAUUGUGUUUUAGAUUUAUGCAGAAAUAUUGAAAAUACAAAAGGAUUCACAAAAUUUUCAAGUACCAUAUUUUUCAGAGUAUAAGGUGCACCUUUUUUUCCUCAGAAAAGAGGCUGAAAAUCUGGUUGCACCUUAUACAUCAAAUCAGCAUUUGUUUGCCUCCCGAAGCCCAACCCCUUCACAAAAAUGGCCAUGCAUACCCUUAUGGAGGCUUUU